GCUUGGAUUAUUCCUGCAAGCAUUCGGUAUUCGUUCUUGUAUUCUCAACGCCCAGAUGCCUGUGAACAGUCGUUGUCAUGUGGUGGACGAAUUCAACGAAGGGCGCUAUUCAUAUGUAAUUGCCUCCGACAUAAAUGAUGUUUCGGGGCAAAGUCAGGGAAUGAUCAAAGAUGAAGGAGAUGAGCAAAAAGCAUUCGAAUGCAAGAAAAAAUUGAGGAAAAAACGGAAAUAUAUGGAUAAAGAAUCAGGAGUUGCUCGUGGCAUUGACUUUCAUCAUGUUGCAAAUGUUAUAAAUUUCGAUUUUCCCACAUCUGUAACCUCAUAUAUACAUCGCGUUGGCAGGUAUCUAUCAUUUUGA
Gongylonema pulchrum is the source of this 358-nucleotide messenger RNA. NCBI's taxonomy places the organism in Eukaryota, Metazoa, Nematoda, Chromadorea, Rhabditida, Gongylonematidae. The record is from the annotation of a GenBank genome assembly.